CUGUUUCCUGCAACAAACAACACUUGUACCUAACCUGACAUUGAACUUCGAACCCGCAUAUAUUUAUUUUAUCUUACAGAAAGAAAUAAUCAACUUUCGGAUUAAGUAAUAGAAGAAACUUUCAUAUUGAGGGGAAAAAAUACUAUUGGUCAUUCGACAUUAUCCUAUAAGCAGAACGUAUGUAAUUUUCAUCAUUUAAUUUUCUGGAAAAGUGGUGGUAGUAAUUCAAAAUGCUUCCUAUUAGUCUGUUUAUUACAAACCUAACGAAAAGCCCUAAAGUUUCAAGUGUUACCUUACGAAAAAUGAGUACAGAAGUUCCAGACGUUAUUCUCGAAGAAAUUAAUAAUAAGGGUAUUAUCACCCUCAAUAGACCGAAAGUUCUAAAUGCAUUGAAUCUGUCUAUGGUGAAAAAAAUCGUUCCAGCACUCAAGAAAUGGGAAAAAGAUGGAAAAAUAUGUGUUAUUAUAAAAGGUGCCGGAGAAAAAUCGUUCUGUGCUGGGGGCGAUGUUAAGAACAUAGUAUUGGAUGGGAUGAAGGGUGGUAAAUUAGGCCACGAGUUUUUUCGGGAAGAAUACGCUAUGAACGGGUUGAUUGGGAAUUAUAGUAUACCUUAUGUGGCUUUUAUUGAUGGAAUCGUUAUGGGCGGUGGGGUAGGUUUAUCAGUUCAUGGAAAAUAUAGAGUAGCCACUGAGAGAUCUUUGUUUGCUAUGCCUGAGACUCAAAUUGGACUUUUUCCUGAUGUUGGUGGGUCUUACUUUCUACCUCGACUAAAAGGAAAAUUAGGGCUAUAUUUGGCUUUAACUGGUGAAAGAUUAAAAGGUGCAGAUUUAAUGAAAGCUAAAAUAGCAACACACUUCACAACAUCUGAUAAAUUACAUGAUUUGGAAAAAACAUUACUCAGCUGCAGUACUGCGGUUGAAGUAGAAAAAACUUUGGAUCAUUUUAAUGUGGAAGAUAACAAACCUUUUCUGUUAGAACCUUUCAUAAAUAAAAUUGAUUCUCAUUUCUCUGCAAACACAGUUGAAGAAAUUUUCAACAGAUUAGAAAAAGAUGGAUCAGAUUGGGCAAUGAAAACUUUGGAAACAUUAAGAAAGAUGUCCCCAACAAGUUUGAAAGUUACUCACAAAAUUAUUAAUGAGGGAGCUAAAUUGACUUUGGCAGAAGCUUUGCAAGUCGAGUAUCGUGUGGCUAUAGGCUGCUUAUCUCAGCAUGAUUUUUACGAGGGUGUAAGAGCUUUGCUGAUUGAUAAGGAUCAAAAACCAAAAUGGAAACCUAGUACAUUAGAAGAAGUUACUGAUGAUAUUGUUAGUAGACAUUUCAAUAGAUUAUCAGAAGACAAAGAACUGAAACAUAAAUUAUGAUGAUUUAAUUAAUAUGGGGCUGUGGAAUUAAUCUCGUAUAUUUUUUAUUAUACAUUAAACAAAUAUAAAGUGAAGGGCG
Coccinella septempunctata (seven-spotted ladybird) is the source of this 1440-nucleotide messenger RNA. Its product is annotated as 3-hydroxyisobutyryl-CoA hydrolase, mitochondrial. NCBI's taxonomy places the organism in Eukaryota, Metazoa, Arthropoda, Insecta, Coleoptera, Coccinellidae. Bases 231 to 1361 code for a protein of 376 amino acids. The record is from RefSeq and is a predicted model, not a curated record. The transcript is spliced from 3 exons. Gene Ontology annotation, molecular function: 3-hydroxyisobutyryl-CoA hydrolase activity. Gene Ontology annotation, biological process: L-valine catabolic process. Gene Ontology annotation, cellular component: mitochondrion.